CCAGCAUGAUCUUCACAUAUUCCCCCGGAUUACAACAUCGAGAGCCGCAACAAUGUCACGAACCUGACCGACGGUAGGGCGGAAAAAGAGCAAAAAUCGCACAGCAGGAAUGACGGCGAAGAGCGAGAGAGGAUCUGCUAAACAUCUGACGAUGCAGGUCCUCUCAUCUCUCCCCCUCUCUGUGCUUCUCUCUCUCACUUUUUCAGGCAAACACCGAGAAUUUGGUGAGCAUAUCAGAAUGAUCAAACACGAAUCAUAGCCCGGGACUAUGGCAGAAAUUAUAUUGAUCAGUGUGUAAAUAGUGAGGGAAGGGAGAGUGCGCGCCUCGGAUGCAUCGCUCUGUGGGAGAGCUUUGGUGUAUAUGGAUGAGGAUGUAUAUGUCAAUCUGCGGUAUGCGGAAACGAAGAGACGGGGAAGCGGAGAGAGAUGUGUCUGCGGUGAGGAGGACACGUGGGACAGCGGGACCCUCCCUCAUCCCGAGCAGCCCCCUCCUCCCGUUGCCAGGGAGAGAUGAGACAGGCCGGCUGCUGCUGCUGAGGUGGACGGCCGAGCAGGAGUCGAAGAGGGGACAAGCGAUUAACCACCCCUUCAUUUCCUCACUGCACGGGUACGAAUGUCUGAAUGGUGAUGAACGCGGCGGCCGUUCCAUUACAUCUCAUCUUUGGAAACGUGUUCACAUAUCGAAGAAAAUGAAUGGUCUGCCCACCGGGAAAGAUGUCGGCAGUCCGCCGCCGCAGCUGUUCAACUGCGCCCACGCUGACUGUGGAGCGACUUUCACCAGACAGUGGAAACUGAAGCAGCACGAGACUGUGCACACAGGAGCGAGCCCGUGUCUCUGCACCAUUGCUGGCUGUGGUCAUCGUUUCACGAGAAAAUCCCACCUGAGCCGCCACAUGCUUCGGCACAGAGGGGUGAAGCAGUUCCAAUGCAAAUUAGCGAGCUGCACGCAGAGUUUCUUCCACGCAGACAAACUGAAAAGACAUAUUCGCUACGCCCACGGAGACAAAGACAAGUAUUUCAAGUGUAGUCAGCCAAACUGCUCGUUGACAUUCAAAAAACGCAGACUGUUUAAACUGCAUUUAAAGGAGCAUGGAGUGCCUGCUAACUUAAAGUGUUCGAAGGCUGGAUGUGCUGCCACGUUUGACUCCCAUAUUGAACGCAAAGCCCAUGAGAAGAGGCACGCAGGUUACUGCUGCCCUCAUAACUGCGAGCUGUUUGAACACAUGUGGAGCAAACUUCAGAAGCACAUUAGUGCCAAACACCAGGCGACAUUCACAUGCCAAGUGUGCAAGAAAGAGUUUGCGAAAGCAGAUGCUCUGCGGCGGCACAAACGGACCCAUGCUUCCCAUAAGCCUGUGCUGGUUUGUCCCAGGGACAACUGCCAGGCUUACUUCUCUACUACCUUUAACUUGCAACACCACAUCCGCAAGGUGCACCUCCAGCUCCUCAAAUACAGAUGCUCCUUCCCUGACUGCCCACGCAAAUUUGCCAUGAGGGAGAGUGUGACCAGACACCUGCUUUGCCACGACCCAGAUGCCACCACACUAAAGAAACGUCUGAGGCCUAAGAAGUCCUGGCAGAAGCGUGUGAACGGACACCAUCUGCCCCUUGUGGAGGAAAACCUGCAUAAUCUCUUUGCGCUGCGUAUGCGGAUCUCCCGACGUGCCAAAGUGGAAACCAACCUCCAGGGCCUCUUCAAUGAACGCAAGAUCCCUCAUUAUGUUGACCCUGAAGUCAACCUGCGCAAGUUGUUUGGUAUCAAACAGCCUUACAUUUUCGAAGAGAAGCCUGAGCUUGCACCACUAAAAGUAUAAAUGAUAAUGCCUCCCAAUAUCACCGCAGUUUGAUGGUUAAGUUUGAAUUUCCUGAAAUCUGUUAUUGGCUUAAGUUGGGCUGAUUUUCUUUAUUUUUGAGAAAGAUGGGUCUGUUUGGUUCAGUUAUUUAAUGUAGAUGGCAUACAUUCAAAUAUUUAUAUUUCAAAGUAUUAAUUUGAAUAUGACUUGACGCAUUGAUUGUCAAGCUUUAUUGAAUUCUAGUUCUUGGAGACAGAGGGUUUUCUCGAAAUGCUUAAUUUAUAAUGCAUCAUGUGCUGACCCAAUAAAAUGAGUUACAUUUUGAUCAAAGUUUAAA
This is a messenger RNA of Eleginops maclovinus (Patagonian blennie), 2130 nucleotides long. RefSeq names its product P43 5S RNA-binding protein (gene 42sp43). Gene Ontology annotation, cellular component: nucleus. The coding region runs from base 330 to 1814 and encodes 494 amino acids. The record is from RefSeq and is a predicted model, not a curated record. NCBI's taxonomy places the organism in Eukaryota, Metazoa, Chordata, Actinopteri, Perciformes, Eleginopidae. The transcript has 10 exons.